This is a messenger RNA of Orbicella faveolata, 740 nucleotides long. RefSeq lists its product as uncharacterized. The record is from RefSeq and is a predicted model, not a curated record. NCBI's taxonomy places the organism in Eukaryota, Metazoa, Cnidaria, Anthozoa, Scleractinia, Merulinidae.
AAUGUACUUGAAUGGCUCAGGUUCACACGCUACAACCCCUGCUGUGGACUUAAAUGCCAUAGAAAGUUUCACCAUUGCCAGCUGGGUAAAACUGCAGGAUCCACCCACUCAUCCAUCAACUAUUUACGGCUAUUGCCCAUGCCGAUGGAAAACUUCAUUUCAUGGUAGAAAAUAACCAAGGAACAAUCGAACCAUCUCUUAAUGCAGGGCUUCCUCCAAUUGAUCAGUGGUUUCAUGCCACUGUGGUCUGGAAAAAAAGCUCAAAAGCGGUUUUCUUGUUAAUUGAUGGUCGGUUGGUUGGGAACCAGGCCACUGUGCCGACCUACAUAACAUUCCAGGAUAGUUUCCCUUCGUCCUAUGAUAUUGGGCUAAAGAGGGACAUCGCCAACACAUCAUUAAGGGGACACUUGAGAGACUUGAUGAUUUUUGGAAGAGAUCUCACUGGUGAAGAGCUAGCUGAUAUGGCAGAUCCAUUUGGGGGAGUAUGGAUCGGUCUGAAUGACGUCACUUCGGAAGGAACAUUCAGUUGGCCUGACGGUACUCACGUGACCUACACUAAGUGGGCUUCCAGUCUGUCACACAACCAGAAUGAUAACCACGACUGCGUGAGAAUGACGGUUGAUAGGGGGGCUUGGGACGACACUAGCUGUGGAAAAGUACUCCCAUUUGUUUGUGAAAAGAAAAUCUAAACUGUCUGUCAACUCGAACUGAUCAAAGAGAAAGCAAGAUUUUGACUUAAG